Messenger RNA from Paramacrobiotus metropolitanus, 1475 nucleotides. RefSeq lists its product as uncharacterized. The record is from RefSeq and is a predicted model, not a curated record. Bases 123 to 1226 code for a protein of 367 amino acids. Gene Ontology annotation, molecular function: calcium ion binding. The transcript is spliced from 6 exons. NCBI's taxonomy places the organism in Eukaryota, Metazoa, Tardigrada, Eutardigrada, Parachela, Macrobiotidae.
UCUGAAAGUGAAAACAACCAAGACUGAAAAGUGAAAAACAGAUUUUUACGGACUGUGAGUUACUUUAGCUUGCGUUUUAAAUUUUUUUGAGUGGCAAAUUUUUAGGAUUGGCUUCGUGGAAGAUGGGUGGCAAGGAGACCAACGAUGAUGGUCGGUUUUUUGAUUUGUCUUUCCAACGCUCGUAUCCAGCAUGCCAGAACGUGGAGGACAUGCUUUGCCAGCGGAUUUUUCACCGUUUCAAAUCGGGUGGAGGAAACGAAGGGAUUGAUCAGAAUGGCUGCACGCGCCUACUGGAAGGUUUGCUGACUUGGCCCGCGCCCACAGCGGACGAUGGGCGACUGGCGAUCGGCCAGCUCGUUAGCACGGUGUACGCCGUGUUUGACCGAGAUAAGGAUGGUGUGCUGGAUUCGGAGGAGUUUCGCCAGUGCUUCCAGCGCUGGAUUCGAACGGUCUUGUUUCCGCGAUGGUGCUUGUUGAUUGUGGACACCCAGAAUGACUUUAUCGACGGCAGUCUGGCGUUGCGCAAUGCGCCUGCCCACCAGGAUGGCGCCGAGAUAGUGCCGGUGAUUAAUGGCAUGCUGCAGCGGCACUCCUUCGACGCCGUCGUCUAUUCCAUGGACUGGCAUCCACCCAAUCACUGCUCUUUUCUCCACAAUGUUACCAAACACACCCUGCAUCCUUCCAACAAGAUCAAGGCCGAGAACGCCAAAUUAUUCGACACCGUGAUUUUCUCCGUGGACGGCGAGCCGAUGGAACAAGUGCUUUUUCCGGCUCACUGUGUCCAGGGCACAACUGGAGCGGAGUUACACGCCGAUCUGAAGAUUGUGGAUGGCGCAAACACACCGAGCACCACGGUAAAAAAGGCAACAGAUGCUCGCAUCGACUGUUACAGUGCUUUCGAGGAUAAUCUGCGGAAACAUCGCACCAUGCUCGAUGAGUUCCUAAAACAACAGCGCAUUACCGAUGUUCUUAUCUGUGGACUAGCCUAUGACUACUGCGUCGGUCGCAGUGCAAUGGAUUCCUUGCGAUUUGGUUACCGCACGGUAAUUAUUGAGGACGCCGUGCGCGGAUCGAAUGACGAGGCCAUCGCCCGUGCCAAAGACGCCUUCACCAAAGAGGGCGGGCUGAUAAUCGCCGCUGCUCAGCUUGGUGAUCUGAUGUCCGGCGCAUGCAGAUCUCCCCGGUUAGCCUCACAGACCCUGCAGAAUCUCCUCAAUAAAUCAUAAUGAAAAAGCACGGCCGCACUUUGUGAUUAUUUACUAGCUUGUUGUUUUGCCAGUCAGGCGUGCAGCUUCGGUAUUGUUCCGUAAAUAGGUGUGAAAUUCUUACUGUGGUUGCCGUGAAAUUGACCGGUCAACAUGCAUCAUGCAUUUGGCAGCUGGUCUUUAAAGAAAUCAUUUAUGAAAUUUAAUUUAAUGAAUGGGAUCCUAUUUGGAGGUUAUAUUAAAAUUAAUGCAACGACAAACUUACAUUGA